Messenger RNA from Lacerta agilis (Sand lizard), 780 nucleotides. RefSeq names its product sigma non-opioid intracellular receptor 1 (gene SIGMAR1). Gene Ontology annotation, cellular component: endoplasmic reticulum. The record is from RefSeq and is a predicted model, not a curated record. NCBI's taxonomy places the organism in Eukaryota, Metazoa, Chordata, Lepidosauria, Squamata, Lacertidae. The transcript is spliced from 4 exons. Bases 1 to 699 code for a protein of 232 amino acids.
AUGCGGUGGCUGCCGGUGCCGCGCUGGGCCGGCCGCUUCGCGCGGGUGGCGGUGGCCGUGACGGCGGCGGCGGCGCUGCUGGUCGGGGCGCUGCGCUGCUGGGUCUCCCUCUCGGCCUCGUCGCGCCGCUUCGAGUUCGACCCCGAGGAGAUCGCGCGCCUCGCCAAGCACCACGCAGGCCUGGACCACGAGUUGGCUUUUUCCAAGAUCAUUGUGGAAUUGCGCAAGAAGCAUCCAGGACACAUCCUGCCAGAUGAGGACUUGCAGUGGGUGUUUGUCAAUGCCGGUGGCUGGAUGGGUUCCAUGUGCCUGCUCCAUGCUUCCUUCUCUGAGUACGUUCUGCUCUUUGGCACAGCCGUCGACGCUGGGGGGCACUCAGGUCGAUACUGGGCCGAUAUCUACGAUACCAUCAUCUCAGGGACCUUCCGGCAGUGGAAAGAAGGAACAACCAAAAGCGAGAUCUACUACCCCGGAGAUACCAUCGUCCACCGGUCUGGAGAGGCCACAUCAGUGCAGUGGAGCGCCGGCACAUGGAUGGUGGAGUACGGCCGCGGUUUCAUCCCUUCAACGCUCCCCUUUGCCCUUGCUGACACAAUCUUCAGCACUCAGGACUUCCUCACCCUCUUCUACACUGUGCGUGUUUACGUCAAGGCGCUGCUCCUGGAGCUCAAUGCCUACUUCAGCGACUCGGGCCAUUGAGCGCUCACUGCUCCUUGGCUCCAAGUCAGUCAUCACCCCCCUUGAUAUGGAAGGCUCUCCUCCCUCCCUGCCUCCCCUUGG